AUGUAUCCAUUCCAAGACAUGGUACAAUCUUUUCAUCUUCCUCAACAAGGACCUACUGUGACAUCCUCUCCUACCGAAGUUCGUGCGUGGAUAGAAGGAUUGGAUUGUACUUUUCCAGUCUAUGGAGAAAAUUUUGAAAGAGCAGAAAUCAAUGGAGAGAAACUACUUAAUAUCACCCGGCAACAACUUAGUGAUCUUAGCAUAACCCGGACUGACCACCAGGACAUCAUAUUGAAAGCAGUUGCUAAUAUUUGUGAAAAGGACAAAGUUGAAAAGAAAGAUAUGCAAAGAGAAGAUCAGAAUGACAAAAAGAUGCCUACCAGAUUCAGAAAACAAAGUGAACAUGUUGAGCAUGCUAUUGAUCGUGUUCUUGUCAUGAUAUCGGAAAGAAGAAGGGCCCGUUCUCUACAUGGCACUAAUGAACAACCACCUCGUAACAUUCUUACAACUGUUCUUGAACUGAUUAAUAUGGUCAAGAUGAUACUAAACAUUCUGGAAAGGCCUCCAUUUGAUGGUAUGGCAGAAUUUUCCAGUUUGAAAAGCCACCUCAUUAAAUUUAUCACAUUACUGAAACAUUUCUCUGAACAGUCUGAUCUCAGCAAUGAAAUGGAAUCUGAUAUAAUAGAUGUGUGCAAGAAUGUGACUAAAAUCUGUCAUUACAUAGCUGCCCUUCCACCUGAUCUUAUAGGACGAGAAACAUGGAUUACAGAACUACUUACCUCUGAAGAAAAGCUAUCUAAGGUGCAAGUGCCAAUCGCCACUGAACCUGAAGUAAUGAGUUUCUCAGUAGAACAUGGACCUGACUGUGUGCCUCCAACUCAACAUCUAUCAAUGCCAAUAACUACAAUUAGUUCAUCAAGUGAACCUGUAUUUACACUUCAACAUGUGUCCCUUCCAAUUGAAAUAGCACCUGACAAAUUUGAAUAUUUUUCCCUAAAAAGGCUCAAUGCUCUAAGUAAUGAAAGAGCAGUUACGGUGUCACAUGAUGAAGGAAGCAAGUCCGAAACAGAAGCUUCAGACACAAAAAUUUCUGAAACUUCAGCUGGUUCUUUGGACUAUAAAAGUCUCCAGGACCUAACAAUAAUUGAAAAUGACACCCCGCCACUGGACUCUGGCUCUGAAAGAUGUGUGAUUGAUUCUGACUCUGAUAGAGGCAUUGGUUUGGAAUCUGACUUAGAAGAACACUUAAAAGACUCUGAGUCAGUAAUAUGGGGAAUGGACUCAGACUCAGAAAAAUGUCCCAUGGCCUCAAACUCAAUGAAAUACCUGCUAGAAGCAGAAAAAUGCCAGAUGGCUUCAGGAUCUUUGAAAGAUCUGAUAGAGUCAGAACAACAACUAGAGGGAAUUGAGCAAUCUCAGAUGGACUUUGACUCUUUGAAAUACUGGAUGGACUCAGAUUCAGAAAAAUACUUGGCAGACUCUGACUCUGAAAAAUAUGUGUUGAACUCUGACAAUGAAAGAUCAGAAAUGGAUUCAGAUACAGAAAAAUGUCCAAUUGCUUCUGCAUCUGUGAAACACCUGCUGAAGGCAGAAAAAUGCCAAAUCGCUUUAGAUUCUGUAAAACGCCUGAUAGAAUCUGAAAAAAGACUGAUGGAGACCAAACAAAGUUGGAUGCUCUCUGAUUCUAAGAGGGAUGUGAUGGACUCAGACAUGGAUAGGUAUGGAAUGGACUCAGCAUCUGCAUCUGAGGUGCAUCUAAUGGGGGAAGAAAAACACCAGGAAAAGAUUAGAUCUAAGAGACAUAGGACAGACUCUGAUUCUGAACCAUGUGAGAUGGACUCAGGCUCAGAAAGAUAUGGGCCAGCCUCAGCAGCUGUGGAACGUGUCAUGGAUGCCAGCACUGACAUUGAGGGGCACUGGAUGGAUUCUUGGUCUGAAAAGCGUACAAUGGACUUAGAUUCUGAAAGCCUGGGGAUAGUCUCUGAUUCUACAAAACACAUGAUGAAGGUUGAAGAUUGCCAAAAGGCCUCUGACUUGGAAGGAUUAUGGAUGGGCUUCAGGUUUGAAUCUAAAAGAUGCUUGGCUGUCUCUGAAAGACAAAAAUUGGACUUUGACUCUGAUAGUUGUCAGGAUAGCUCUAGAAAAUCUCACUUUAGGUCUGAAAGACUUCAGCAUAUCUCUGAAAAAUAUAGAGAUGAUCUUCAAAAAAAUGAGUUUGAAAGUGAAACACACAUGAUGGAGAUGGAGAAGGAACAGUGUUUGAUAUUUGAAAAUAAGAGACUUCAAAUGGAUGAAGAGAUGAAAAGAUCUCUCAUGUGGUCUGACAGUGAACAAGAGCACAAGAUUGUAUCUGACAAUGAAAGACACCACAUUGACUCAGAAAAUGAAGCACAAAGGCUAGGUGCUCGCAAGAAGGGUAAUCGUCCUCAGGGUUUUUGGAGGCCUGUUUUCCCGUCACCACCAUUUAGCCAAAGAAAGGAAACUAAAGAACAAAAUACUGUACGACAAAUUGAUAACAAAGCAGUAUCCACAAUUCAACUUGUAAAAUAUCUGAGUGAUGACAAGAGUGUGAGAUCUAAAGAGCUAUCUUCAAAGUUCAGUGACAACCAAAAAUCACAGAAAAAGUUAAAGCAAAAGCACAGACACAGCCUUUCUCCAAUCCCAAACAUAGUCAUGGAUACCAAGCAUCACAGAAAUGUCAGGCACAAAACUUCAGUAUGUAAAAUUCCUUGUAAGGACUACAGAUUCCCACAAAGUUUUCAGAGUUCCCAGUCUCAAAUGAAUCCUAUUCCUCCUUUAAAUGUUGAAGAUUAUACCUCUGAAGACUUAGCAUCUCUCUGCCAUCCUAUGUCCAUGAGCCCUUGGCCUGAUGUAUGCCCCAAGACUCACAGAAGCAACACAUAUUCUUUGGACACUGGAGCUCCUAUAUGUUCCAAAUGUUUCAUGGAAAUCAAUAAUUCUUUUCAUAAAUGUCUUGUAAAUUCUGAUGAUGAUUCAGACCCUGACUAUACUUUACAUCUCCAAAUUCCCUUGGAUUCUAAAUAUUCUCUGAGCCCCAAAUCUAUUAGACAUCGUAAGACUUCUCGGAAUAACCCUUUAUCUCGAUCCCUGGAUCCUAAACAUCCUGUGGGCAUCCACUGUCCUUUACAUCGAGAGGAUUCUAAAUAUUCCUUGGGUUCAACUUCUUAUUUACAUUGUGAAAGUUGCUCAGCUCUUCAAAAUCUCAUAGGCUGUACUGUUACCAGUACCUUUCCUAUGAAUCCUCAAAAUACCCUGGGCUACCAUAGUACCCCUGUCUCAGAGAGUGUUACUGACACCAGUAAUGUUCCUGGCCUUGAAAAUGAGGGCAAGUUUAACCUUACCACUAAACUUGAAAAUGAGGCCAAUCCUGACAAUGAAAUUAAAUUAAUCAGUGCUGGAAAUCUCAACGAUAAGGCCAAUGGCAAAGAGAAGCCUCUUCUCAAAGAUGAGACAGACCAUGAAGAAGAGACAGACUCUGAAGAUGAAAAAGAUCCUGAAGAUGAAGUAGAUUCUGAGGAUGAUAACACCACCAAAGAUAAGAAAGAUCCCAAAGAUAAGUCUGACCCUGAUGACAAUGAUCCCAAAGAUAGCAAUGCUGAAAAAGAUGCAGACACAGACAAUGGAUCUGAUCCCAGUGGUGAUGUUGACCCUACAAGUGGAGCUGAUUCCAACAGUGAUGUAGAAGCUGAACCACCAAAUGUUGUGAAGUUUGCUGUAUCAUCAGGUGCUGUGAAUCAUUUUUUAAGCUCAACCUCCAGACAGGUAGCAGACAAAACCUUGACCCUUGAUUAGUGAAAAGAAUACCUUGAGAUGGAAAAGACAAAGGCACAGCCAAGAAGGUUCUGAGGAUAUGAGCAAAUAACUUCAAAACUUGCAGAGAUCCCUGAGCAAUGUUUAUUAUAUGUUUAUUCUCUUGUCCCUUCCUCAUUACAUGACCUUGUCUUUAUUGCCCAUGAGACCAAGAAUGUUGCUUCAAAAUGCCACGUUACA
Molecule: messenger RNA, 3951 nt
Organism: Lontra canadensis (Northern American river otter)
Lineage: Eukaryota; Metazoa; Chordata; Mammalia; Carnivora; Mustelidae
Exons: 15
Coding region: 1-3753 (1250 amino acids)
Cellular component (GO): Prp19 complex; U2-type catalytic step 2 spliceosome; U2-type catalytic step 1 spliceosome
Molecular function (GO): protein binding; U6 snRNA binding; pre-mRNA binding
Source: RefSeq, a predicted model, not a curated record